Molecule: messenger RNA, 2431 nt
Organism: Bufo bufo (common toad)
Lineage: Eukaryota; Metazoa; Chordata; Amphibia; Anura; Bufonidae
Gene: SHC1
Product: SHC adaptor protein 1
Exons: 12
Coding region: 555-2369 (604 amino acids)
Biological process (GO): cell surface receptor protein tyrosine kinase signaling pathway; intracellular signal transduction
Cellular component (GO): plasma membrane
Molecular function (GO): receptor tyrosine kinase binding
Source: RefSeq, a predicted model, not a curated record
GUAUGGGGGGCUGCGGAUGGUCACUAUGGAGGACGCUCUCUCUCUCUGCUGAGUGCUUCCUCGCCUUCACCACUAGGGGGCAGCGAUGCCACUGACCUGCUGGGGAGCGCAGCGGCUUGCAAUCAGUUAAUUGUUUCCAUGACAACGUGGCGAGGAUCCUCCUCAGCGCCGGGGAUGCUGCCUGCAUGGAUGUGACCUUGUGCAUUAGAUGGCAAGCUCCGCAGGCGGGGUCAGAUGCUGCAGGCUACGAUCUGAUUGUGAGCGGUGCUGGGGGUGCAGGAAAUGAGGCGGCGUGCUGUCAGCGCGCCUUCCUGUGAGUCAGCACACUGCCUGCCAUUGGCCGGCCGCUGUCACCUCCACGCCUGACCUCUCCUCCUGUCACAGAUCCCUCUUUCCUUCCUCUGGGUGGGAUUGGCACUACGCCUCUGGGACAUGCCUCUGCUUUACACUGCUGUCUCUCUCCUGUGAAUGGAUGGCCGCCGUGGGAUUCGCUCUCCUGGGUCCUAGAGUGACAUGUGACUGCUCGGGGACCGAGGGGGCUGUGUCACCGCACUAUGAGACCCGGAGCUCUGGUGUCUGUAGACUACAAGCUGCCAGUGGGGGGCGUCAUGGAUCUUCUGCCCAAAACCAAGUAUAACCACCUGCGUAACGAGUCCGUCAGCUCGGUGGAAGAUGCCCCGGGCACGGACGUCAUGGUGGCCUUGCCCAGCUCCUCCUCUUCCUCUUCCCUGGCCCCCAUGCUGAACCUGGCUGAACUCUCCUCCGAGUCCGAGGACAGCCCCACCACCUUGUGCUCCUUCUUCCCAAAAAUGGCCAAUCUGAAGCUCUCCAACCCUGCCCACCUGCUGAGUCUGCGGGGCUUCUCGUCCGGGCCGGGGAAGGAGGCGGGGAGCCCCGGGGAGCCGGUGGACCUCGUCGGCAGCCCGGACUCAGGCAGGACCUUUACUGUUUUCUCCCAGGAUAUGAACAAGCUCAGCUGCGGGAGGAAAGCCCGAGUGGAGGGAGGGCAGCUGGCCGGGGACGAGUGGACCAGACAUGGCAGCUUCGUCAACAAGCCCACCCGCGGCUGGCUGCACCCCGACGACAAGGUGAUGGGUCCCGGAGUCUCCUACCUCGUCAGGUACAUGGGAUGUGUGGAGGUUCUGCAGUCGAUGCGGGCUCUGGACUUCAGUACUCGGACCCAGGUGACGCGAGAAGCCAUCAGUCUGGUGUCUGAUGCCGUCCCUGGAGCUAAGGGGGCCCUCCGGAGGAGAAAGACUGGCGGCCGCUCUCUGAACUCUAUCCUGGGGAAGUGUAACCUGAAGUUUGCAGGCAUGCCCAUCACACUGACGGUGUCCACCAGCAGCCUGAAUCUGAUGGCAUCUGACUGCAAGCAGAUCAUCGCGAACCACCACAUGCAGUCCAUAUCGUUCGCAUCUGGAGGAGAUCCGGACACAGCAGAAUACGUCGCUUAUGUUGCCAAAGAUCCAGUCAAUCAGAGAGCCUGCCAUAUCCUGGAGUGUCCCGAGGGUCUGGCUCAGGAUGUCAUCAGCACUAUAGGACAGGCCUUUGAACUGCGUUUCAAGCAAUACCUCAAGAAUCCUCCCAAAUUAGUGACUCCACACGACAGGAUGGCAGGAUUUGAUGGCUCAGCGUGGGAUGAAGAGGAAGAGGAGAUCCCGGACCAUGCAUACUACAAUGAUUUCCCAGGGAAGGAGCCACCAAUCGGUGGGGUUGUGGACAUGAGAUUACGAGAUGGGCCUGCUCCUUCAGUGCCGAGACAGAGCCCCAAUCACAUGGGGGCCACACUGCCUGUCGGACAGAUAUCUGGUCCAGAGCAAGAGUCACGAAAACUGCAGCCACAGCCCUCUGUGCAAGGUAAGGACAGGUGCCCAGUGCCCAGUGCCAAGCCUAUGAAUCGGCCAGACCUUUUUGAUGACCCUUCCUAUGUAAAUGUGCAGAACCUGGACAAGUCGCGGCAGCCUGUACGUGGCUCCACCAAUGGCCAGAGAGACAUCUUUGAUAUGAAGCCAUUUGAGGAGGCCAUACCACCAGGGGCCUCCAUUGUGAGUAUGGAGGAACAGCUGAAGCGAGAGCCUUGGUACCAUGGGAAGAUGACCAGGAAAGAGGCUGAGCGUCAGCUGAAGGUCAACGGAGACUUCCUGGUGAGAGAGAGCACCACCACCCCGGGGCAAUACGUCCUGACUGGCCUGCAGAAUGGGCAGCCCAAGCACCUGCUGCUGGUGGAUCCAGAGGGAGUGGUCCGGACCAAGGACCACCGUUUUGAGAGUGUGAGUCACCUGAUCAGCUACCACAUGGACAAUCACUUACCGAUCAUAUCUGCCGGCAGCGAGCUGUGCCUCCAGCAGCCUGUGGAGCGCAGACUGUGACCGUCCUGCGAGCAGCGGCCUCUUCCCGUACUGCCGCCGCCAUGCUCCUCACCUUCAAUCAG